Symbiodinium sp. CCMP2592 is the source of this 1242-nucleotide messenger RNA. NCBI's taxonomy places the organism in Eukaryota, Dinophyceae, Suessiales, Symbiodiniaceae. The record is from the annotation of a GenBank genome assembly.
AUGGAGCUCAUGGUCGUUGCGUUGCGCGCCGACUCUGCUGCUGCUGACGACAUGGGGAAUGAGCCGGAUUUCGGCCCCUGUGAGGAGGUGCUGCCGCUACACCUGCCUCCCGCUGUGGAGGUGCAGCAAACCAGCCAAGCCCCACGCAAACAUCACGAAGCGGCUCCCAGCACCACCACAGCCGCCACCCACGGGGAUGCCCCGCAGCCACAUGAACCGCAACCGGCAACGAUGACCACAGCAGCGGGAACAGAUGAGCCGUACGAAUACAACAUGCCAGCACACCAGGCCGAGGACCCAAGGAGCAAGCAAGGCACAGCAGCUAGAGCAGCAGCGGAGGCCAGAGGGACAGUGGAGACCAGCACCGUCGCCAACAGGCGAAACAAUAACCUGGUGUGCCUCUACCGGGGGAAACGGACGGUGGGACAUGCGGGUCAUUAUGACCUCACCAGGGACCGCCCCUUUGUGGCACAAGGCACUUACCCACAAGUCCUGCUCGACCCGACCAACGCCGCCCGCCACGACCUUUACCUACCGGAAGGCGUGUCAAUGCUGGCUACACCACUCGGGGACUUUGCGAGCUGUGAUCGCCAAAAGUGGGACCUGACGACCUCCCUCCUCCCGAGAGCCUGGCUCAUCGAAGUGGACGAAGGGCCGUCCAGGGCACCCGGCAUGGAACAGCCCUUGCCAGACAGCAUAGACAUCAGAGGAGGGGACAGCUUCCUCAUAGUCUGGGACCAAGGGGACUGGACCCUUGUCGAGCGGACAGUCGGGGACCUGUUGUUCCGGGGCGUGCCCAAAGCCAGACCCCCGCUUGCACCACCGACACCCCCCAAUGGCGCCAACGACAGCGGGGACGACACAGAGCGCAGCUGGCCAAGUAGCGACGGCAGCGAAAGUGGGGGCCCGCCGGAGGAGGACGACAGACCACCACACCAACUACCGCCCAAGCAACAAGCGCACUACCACCACAGCAAGCGGGGACCCCACACACCCCUGCGCAAUCACGAGCAACCGCAGCCACAACCACCACAGUACCACAACCACCACUUCCGACCGGGACCCGCCGCUAAUACCCGGAGCGCAGCCUAUGACGAGAAAGGAGCGGGUAAGCCACAGCAAGCCAAGCAGCAGACCCACAACAACUCCCAGGCGAAAGACGACAGUACGCAUCCAACCGGUGACCCAUCCCUCACUGUCCUUAUGCAAACCAACUCACAGCUACAGGGCACGACCCGGCAC